AUGGCGAGCGCGAGCGCGGCGGCGGCGGCGGCGGCGGCGGCGGCGGCGGCGCGGUCGCCCGCCGACCAGGACAGGUUCAUCUGCAUCUACCCCGCCUACCUCAACAGCCGGAAGACGCUGGCCGAGGGCCGCCGCAUCCCCGCGAGCAAGGCUGUUGAGAAUCCUACGGCUACAGAGAUUCAAGAUGUUUGCUCCGCAGUCGGACUGAACGUCUUUCUUGAGAAAAAUAAAAUGUACUCUAGAGAAUGGAAUCGUGACGUUCAGUACAGGGGCAGGGUCCGAGUCCAGCUCAAGCAAGAAGACGGCAGCCUCUGUCUUGUACAGUUUCCUUCACGUAUGUCAGUAAUGUUGUAUGCAGCAGAAAUGAUACCUAAACUAAAAACAAGGACACAAAAGACAGGAGGUGGUGACCAAACUCUUCAGCAAGGAGAGGGAAGUAAAAAGGGGAAAGGAAAGAAGAAGAAAUGAUUGGGAAUGCAAAUCAAGAAUGUUGUACAAUUGUUAGAGAUAUGAAUAAAAGCUUCUAAAUUGUGUUUGAGAGAAACAGAAGCUUUCUGUUUGCAUCAUUCAACUGAACUAUAAAUAGAAUGAGAAUUGACUAUGAAACUUACAUCAGAAGUUCUGUGUAAUUUCUUAUGUGGUAUACAACUUUAUUUUCGACAUACUUUUGUGGAUGAAUCACAUUUUAGAUGAAUAGUGGACUGUACCAUACAUUACUUGAAAUAAUUUGAACACAGAUUUUGCUCACUUUUUAAGUUAAAUAAAAUGUUUGAAACUGA
Suncus etruscus (white-toothed pygmy shrew) is the source of this 779-nucleotide messenger RNA. RefSeq names its product signal recognition particle 19 (gene SRP19). Lineage: Eukaryota; Metazoa; Chordata; Mammalia; Eulipotyphla; Soricidae. Gene Ontology annotation, molecular function: 7S RNA binding. Bases 1 to 468 code for a protein of 155 amino acids. The record is from RefSeq and is a predicted model, not a curated record. Gene Ontology annotation, biological process: SRP-dependent cotranslational protein targeting to membrane, signal sequence recognition; SRP-dependent cotranslational protein targeting to membrane. The transcript has 5 exons. Gene Ontology annotation, cellular component: signal recognition particle, endoplasmic reticulum targeting.